Molecule: messenger RNA, 3036 nt
Organism: Cucumis sativus (cucumber)
Lineage: Eukaryota; Viridiplantae; Streptophyta; Magnoliopsida; Cucurbitales; Cucurbitaceae
Product: pentatricopeptide repeat-containing protein At4g14170
Exons: 1
Coding region: 107-2608 (833 amino acids)
Biological process (GO): RNA modification
Molecular function (GO): protein binding; RNA binding
Source: RefSeq, a predicted model, not a curated record
CGUAAAGUAAUUGGCAGGCUGCACGGCGACGAAAUACACUAUGUGCCGGCCAACAGCCGCAACAAGCUCUCUUGUUUUCAUGAAUUUGCCAUAUUCUUCACCUUAAAUGUUAGAGUUUUGCAUUCGAAGCUCAAUCGUCUCACCAUUGCCAUUCCCAUUCCCUUCUCAAAUCAUUCGAUUCCAAUACAGAAAUUUCCUUCAACCCAUACUCGUUUCCGCUUUACAAUCCCCACUCUCUCCUCCAAGCAGCAGUACAGACCCAAAUUCUUACAUUCACAUCAACCUCCUCACACUGUGCUCCAAGGUUCAAUCACUUCUUCAAACAAAACAAGUCCACGCCCUUGGCAUUCUCAAUGGCUUUCUUCCUCGUAGCGUUUCACUUUGUGCUUCCCUUAUUCUCAAUUACGCCAAGUUUCAACACCCAGGAUCGUUUUGUUCUCUCUUCAAUCAAACUUUCCAGAAUUGCCGCACUGCGUUCCUGUGGAAUACCUUGAUUCGGGCUCACUCCAUUGCUUGGAAUGGGACGUUUGAUGGGUUCGAGACGUACAACAGAAUGGUUCGACGCGGUGUUCAACUCGAUGACCAUACGUUUCCUUUCGUUCUCAAGUUGUGUUCUGAUUCGUUUGAUAUUUGCAAAGGUAUGGAGGUUCAUGGGGUUGUGUUUAAGUUGGGUUUUGACACUGAUGUUUAUGUUGGCAAUACCCUGUUGAUGCUGUAUGGGAAUUGUGGGUUCUUAAAUGAUGCGCGAAGGUUGUUCGAUGAAAUGCCUGAGAGAGAUGUCGUCUCAUGGAAUACGAUCAUCGGGCUCCUUUCGGUUAAUGGGGAUUAUACGGAGGCUCGUAACUAUUACUUUUGGAUGAUUUUGAGGUCUGUGAUUAAACCAAAUUUGGUGAGUGUUAUUAGUCUGUUACCGAUUUCUGCUGCGCUUGAAGAUGAAGAGAUGACAAGACGAAUUCAUUGUUACAGUGUGAAAGUUGGUUUGGAUUCUCAAGUAACCACUUGCAAUGCACUUGUGGAUGCAUACGGGAAAUGUGGGAGUGUGAAAGCUUUAUGGCAAGUUUUUAAUGAGACAGUUGAGAAGAAUGAAGUUUCAUGGAAUUCAAUAAUCAAUGGUCUAGCUUGUAAGGGUCGUUGCUGGGAUGCCUUGAAUGCUUUCAGGAUGAUGAUCGAUGCAGGAGCCCAACCAAACUCCGUCACCAUUUCGAGCAUUCUACCUGUGUUGGUUGAACUGGAAUGUUUCAAAGCAGGAAAAGAAAUUCAUGGGUUCAGUAUGAGAAUGGGAACAGAAACUGAUAUUUUCAUUGCAAAUUCACUGAUUGAUAUGUAUGCGAAAUCUGGUCAUUCAACUGAGGCAUCUACCAUAUUCCACAACUUGGAUAGAAGGAACAUUGUUUCUUGGAAUGCUAUGAUCGCUAAUUAUGCUCUAAACCGGCUUCCAUUGGAAGCGAUAAGAUUUGUUAUACAAAUGCAAGAGACUGGUGAAUGUCCCAAUGCAGUGACCUUCACUAAUGUUCUUCCUGCUUGUGCGCGUUUGGGUUUCCUUGGUCCUGGCAAAGAAAUACAUGCCAUGGGAGUUCGUAUAGGACUAACAUCCGAUUUGUUUGUUUCCAAUUCUCUGAUAGACAUGUAUGCGAAAUGCGGUUGUCUUCAUUCUGCUCGGAAUGUCUUUAACACAUCCCGUAAAGAUGAAGUUUCUUAUAACAUAUUAAUCAUAGGAUAUUCUGAAACUGACGAUUGCUUGCAGUCUCUAAAUUUGUUCUCAGAAAUGAGGCUGCUUGGUAAGAAGCCUGAUGUUGUUUCUUUUGUGGGUGUCAUAUCAGCUUGUGCAAAUCUAGCUGCACUCAAGCAAGGAAAAGAGGUUCAUGGUGUAGCAUUAAGAAAUCAUCUUUACUCUCAUCUUUUUGUCUCAAAUUCCCUUUUAGACUUUUAUACAAAAUGUGGAAGAAUUGAUAUUGCUUGUAGACUCUUUAACCAAAUUCUAUUCAAAGAUGUAGCCUCUUGGAAUACUAUGAUUUUGGGAUAUGGAAUGAUAGGAGAGUUGGAAACUGCAAUUAGUAUGUUUGAAGCCAUGAGAGAUGACACUGUGCAAUAUGAUUUAGUUUCAUAUAUUGCAGUUCUGUCAGCUUGUAGUCAUGGAGGACUAGUUGAACGUGGCUGGCAAUACUUCAGUGAGAUGUUAGCACAACGUCUUGAACCAACCGAAAUGCACUAUACAUGUAUGGUUGAUCUACUCGGCCGUGCUGGUUUUGUAGAAGAGGCAGCAAAGCUUAUUCAGCAACUUCCCAUAGCACCUGAUGCAAAUAUUUGGGGAGCUUUGCUCGGUGCGUGCCGAAUUUAUGGAAAUGUUGAGCUAGGGCGUAGGGCAGCAGAACAUUUAUUUGAGCUAAAGCCUCAGCAUUGUGGAUACUAUAUUCUUCUUUCAAAUAUAUAUGCAGAAACAGGAAGGUGGGAUGAGGCAAACAAAAUUAGGGAACUGAUGAAGUCUAGGGGAGCCAAAAAGAACCCUGGCUGUAGUUGGGUCCAAAUUUAUGACCAAGUGCAUGCUUUUGUGGCUGAAGAGAGAGUGGAGGGAUUUGAAUUAGGUGAUUGGUUAGCAGAAUCAGUUUGAUUCGAUAAAUUAUUCCGACGAAAAAUUCAUAAGUCACAAUCCAAGAUGAUUAAGAAUGACGAAGGCAAUCCUUAGAACUCAAGGACACAAAACUACAACCUGUUAGACAGAUCCCGUUCGAGGAAGGUUGUGAUAGGCAGCUUCAAAGUUCAUCUCAUUACAAGGAAGGUCGUGAUAGGCAGGUGGCAACUUCAAGAUCAUCUCAGUACUACUUCGUGAGCACUCAACAGCUCAAAAGUAGCUAUGUACAAGAAUCCAAUCUCAUCAUACUGUCAAUUUAUUGUUGUAAAAGUGGUAAAACAUAAAAUGUCUAUCGUUCAAAUUCCCUUCUAUUCAUUUGUAACUUUGCGAGUCUAAGGGCAUUUUGAAGUAUAUGCUUGCAGACAGACUUUCUAUGGGAAAUAAGAUAAGUAUUUAAGUUCCUGCAA